This is a messenger RNA of Amphimedon queenslandica, 873 nucleotides long. RefSeq lists its product as uncharacterized. The record is from RefSeq and is a predicted model, not a curated record. NCBI's taxonomy places the organism in Eukaryota, Metazoa, Porifera, Demospongiae, Haplosclerida, Niphatidae. The transcript has 2 exons. Bases 62 to 808 code for a protein of 248 amino acids.
UAAAAGGAGCUGUCCUCUCUAUCACAAGAACAUACCAAGAAGCACCUACACUAUCUGAAACAUGUCCCCAUCAUUGUUUCUGGUCUGCCUAUUCCUCAUUGCUGCAUGCACUGAAGGAGCUGUCAUUGAUAAAGAGAGAGGAAUGAACGACACUGCUUUGCUUCAAUUACUCCACCACAUUAACAAGAGGCAGAAUAUACAUGUACCAGUGCUGGAGCGUAGGCAGGCUACCUGCACAAAGCCUGAUCUGCCUUCAAGCUGCUCUUUACCAAUAGAUUCUUUUGGACCACCUGCUCUACAAAUAGGAGUUAGCGAAUCAUACCUCAGCAGCCUCAAGGAUCAAUUGUCACGUAUAUGUACCAGUGAUUGUGCUGGUGCUCUUGGUGAAUAUUACCGUUGCCUUUAUUCUGGGGAUACAGGAGAAUACGCUGGCAAUUUAAUUGAAAAAUACUUAUGUGGACAGGAGAGUGGAGAAUACUGUCCAGUACGAUUAAUACGCAGUUUUAAUACAACGUCUAAUGCAAAUGCUUAUGGCAGUAUAAUUAAUGAUUGCACUUUGACUUCCAAUGGACUAACAUGCACUGAUACUGAUGAUUGCAUUGAUGGAUUGAAAAAUUUCACGAGUGUAGCAGGUUGCUGCAUGGAGCCAGUCUUUGGAUCUGGUGUACGUUCAUGCAGUGGAGUGAGUGUCCCUGAUGCUUGUACUGGGCUAUCAAGCACUACAGAAUCAAGUGCUACAGGAAUAAUUGCUACACCUAUUGUUGCAGUAUCUUUGAUGAUACUUGCAUUGGCUGGAGUCUUCCUCUAAUAAACUAUGUUUGAACAAGUAGAGACGAUAGAAGUGACACUAGUAGUUUAGUUUAGUUUGCUCAU